AUGCAUUGUAUACCAAUAAAAUUACCAACAAUAGUUGAAAUGCAACUUAGAAAUAAUCAACUUCUCGGAAAUGCUAUUCAUAAUUAUAGACAUUAUGAGCGAUAUUUAAAUUUAUCUAAGAAGAGUAAAAUAUCUUUAAUAAAAAUGACAGACAAAGAAGAAGACAUUCAUGUGAUUAAUACUAAACCUUUAUGUUCUAUGGAAUCAAAUGAUACAUUUGAUUCAUCAUCAGUUAUUCUACAAAAAACUAAAGCAAGUUUUACAAAACUAAUGAAUCAAAUUCAUAAUCAAUAUAAAACUAAAAAUCAUAAAAAAGAUAUUGAAGAUGUUUUAAAUGGUAUUAUUAUGUUAACUGAUCAAUCAACUUCUCCAUUUUUAAAUCAAACAAAUAAUAAAAUAGCUGAUGAACUAAUGAAUACAAUAUAA
This is a messenger RNA of Rotaria sp. Silwood2, 426 nucleotides long. The record is from the annotation of a GenBank genome assembly. Lineage: Eukaryota; Metazoa; Rotifera; Eurotatoria; Philodinida; Philodinidae.